GGCGGCGCGGAGCCGGGCGCGCUUUGCGACAGAGCCGUAAAGGCGCACGCGUGGGUGCGGAGUAUGGCGCUGUACGCGGCGGCGGCGGCCGUACUGGCCGGCGUGGAGAGUCGCCAGGGCUCCCUCAAGGGGCUGGUGUACGGCAGCAGCUUCCAGAACGUGAAACAGCUGUACGCGCUGGUGUGCGAGACGCAGCGCUACUCCGCCGUGCUGGACGCCGUGAUCGCCAGCGCCGGCCUCCUCCGCGCCGAGAAGAAGCUGCGGCCGCACCUGGCCAAGGUGCUAGUAUAUGAGUUAUUGCUGGGAAGAGGCUUUAAAGGGCGCGGGGGCCGAUGGAAGCCUCUGCUGGACCGGCACCAGGCAAGGCUGAAGGCCGAGUUGGCCCGGCUCAAGGUUCGCCGAGGUGUGAGCCAGAAUGAGGACCUGUUGGAAGGGGGAUCCAAACCUGGCCCAGCCUCCCAGGUGCCUCGAUUUGUGCGAGUGAACACUCUGAAGACCUGCUCGGAGGAUGCAGUUGAUUAUUUUAAGAGACAAGGUUUCUCCUACCAGGGUCGGGCUUCCAGCCUCGAGGACAUAAGGGCCCUCAAAGGGAAGUGUUUUCUUCUGGAUUCCUUGCUGCCGGAGUUGCUUGUGUUUCCUGCCCGAACAGAUCUGCAUGAACACCCACUGUACCAAGCUGGUCACCUCAUCCUACAAGACAAGGCGAGCUCUCUCCCGGCCAUGCUGCUGGCUCCACCUCCAGGUUCCCAUGUCAUCGACGCAUGCGCUGCCCCAGGCAAUAAGACCAGUCACUUGGCUGCUCUUCUGAAGAACCAAGGGAAGAUCUUUGCCUUUGACCUGGAUGCCAAGCGGCUGGCUUCUAUGGCUACCCUGCUGGCCCGGGCCGGGGUUUCUUGCUGCGAGCUGGCUGAGCGGGACUUCCUGGAGGUCUCGCCCUCAGACCAGCGUUAUCGUCGGGUCCAGUACAUCUUGCUGGAUCCUUCUUGUAGUGGCUCUGGGAUGCUGACCAGACAGCUGGAGGAGCCCGGGCCCGGCGUACCGAGCCAGGAGCGCCUGCGAGCGCUGGCUGCCUUCCAGCAGCGGGCGCUGAGCCACGCGCUCACGUUCCCCGCCCUGCGGCGCCUCGUCUACUCCACGUGCUCCCUCUACCAGGAGGAGAACGAAGACGUGGUGCGAGCCGCCCUGCAGCGGAGCCCGGCAGCCUUCAGGCUGGCUCCUGUCCUCCCCUCCUGGCCGCACCGAGGCCUUGGCACUUUUCCAGGCGCUGAGCACUGCCUCCGGGCCUCCCCUGAGACCACGCUCACUGGUGGCUUCUUCGUUGCUGUACUGGAACGGGUAGAGGUGCCAAGCUCCGUCUCACAGGCUGAAGCAUCAGCCCCAGAAGUUACACCCAACCCAGCCCCAAAGAGAAAGAAGAGGCGGCGAAAGGCAACAGCUGCCCCCAGCUCACAGCCUGACGUGUAGCAGGUGCUCAGAGCUUUGACUCCUCAGGUCCUCCUCUCAAGCUUAGUCUCGGGCCCUCAGCCCCAGGCAGCAGUUUUUUUGAAAGGGCUCUUUUAUGGCUGGAGAAAGAAAACCAGUAACCCCGUUUCUCCAGCUGGAAAAAGCGGAUAUCCCUGUGCUGUGGGUCCCUUCCCUGGGCUCUGUUCUUGCUGGUGAGACGCACUGCUUCCCACAAAAAUAAAAGGCAGGACAUGG
Molecule: messenger RNA, 1698 nt
Organism: Balaenoptera musculus (blue whale)
Lineage: Eukaryota; Metazoa; Chordata; Mammalia; Artiodactyla; Balaenopteridae
Gene: NSUN5
Product: NOP2/Sun RNA methyltransferase 5
Exons: 10
Coding region: 64-1464 (466 amino acids)
Biological process (GO): rRNA base methylation
Cellular component (GO): nucleolus
Molecular function (GO): methyltransferase activity
Source: RefSeq, a predicted model, not a curated record